UGCCACUAUAAAUACGGAAAAGGAAGCCCUCUCUUCUUCUCAUCUCCCCUGCCGUUAAAUUCAAAUUCCAUCCCACUGACUCUGUACCUUCACUCUGUUCUUCGUACCAUUUUUUGACUUCCGCCGGGAGAAUCAUAGAACAGAAUAUACUAAUAAUGACGACCCCCACGCCAUCAAGAAGGCUGAAAUGGCGGCACCCCUCGCCGCCUCCGCCGCCCCACAGCCCCAAAAUCAUCCACUUGCCAAGAAGACCUCGCCGGAAAAGCCCCAAACCCACCGCCAAGAAACACCCUUUCUCCGCCGAGCAGAAACGGCGCCGCCACUCGCUCGCACCUGUGGAUCUUCACAACGGGUCCUACCCGGAGGACCUGGAGAAUUUCUUCAUCCAUGGGAGAGAGUUCUCGGCUUCCGGCGAUGUCCCCAUUGUGGUUCUGAACUCUGUUUCGUCCACCGAAAACACAGAGAGAAUCGACCACGGCGAUGGCGAAGCGGCGAUGUUUCAGGCGGCGUGUGAUUUCCUGAGGAUGGAGAGAGAGUUUGCUCUGAAGAAGCUUGAGAAAAACAGAGCUCAAACGGACACUACUCUGAAAUCGGCCGUUCAGACUCUGGGAAAGAAGGAAGCUUUUGUAGGAAAGGAGGUGGAGGCCAUUGGAGAGGAAGAGAUUGAGGAUUUGGUUAAGAAGGAGGAGGAGCUGAAAAAUAGCUCCAAGAAAAACAGGGAUUUGGAGAAGAACAAGUGCAGUGACUUUGAUAAGCAAACUUUUCUGUUGCAGAAAAGGAUUCUGGAAAAGCUCAGUGGAUCCUCCUGUGAAAGAUGUCAACAGGACGAUCUCUCUGAAACAAACUCCAUGAUCAGUAAUGGCACCCAAACUCACAAUGAGUCUCUUGAUCAAUCAACAAAUGUAAUUGAGAGUGAGUUAUCAAAGACAAUGGAAGGAGAGUCAAAUUGCAUGUUAGACAGAAGGGAGGCAGAAGAAUAUGGAGCAAUAAACUCAAUCACUGCCAAUAGCUCUGUUCCCAGUUCACCACCUUCAACUUCCAAGCAAAUUGAAAACUGUUCAGUGCCAUCUGCUUUUUCCCCUCAACAACCACAUCAGGCAGGGGAGGAGGAAGGGAAAUGUUCGGGGCGUUGCAAAGCGAUGGUACGGAAGAUCAUAGAGCAAGUGAAAGAGGAGUCGGAGCAAUGGUCCGAAAUGCAGGAGAUGCUGGGUCGGGUCAGGGAUGAGAUGCACCAACUCCAUGCUUCUCGCCAUUUCUGGGAACUCCGAUCUCAACGAUCUUCUCGCCACAUCCAAUCUCUCCGCUUCGCCGUGGAAGAAUGGAAAGAGAGAGCACUUGCCUCCAAAGCUAAAGUUAAUGAGCUGGAGAUGCAGCUAUAUGCCGCUCAAGCCAGUCUUGAAAGGUUGAGGACCAGUGAAGGGGCCAGUACUGACAAGAGCAGAGAAUCAACAGUAGAAUCAACCCACAAUUCUCCCAAGAUUUCAUUAUCCAAACAGAUUGAGAAAGAAAUGGAUGUUUUAGAGACAGCUGAUGAAGAUAUGCCUCCCAUUUCCUUGGCCAAGCAAAUUAAGAAGGAGAAGAAGAAACACAUGAUGCUAUUGAGGCGUCUUACUAAAGGCAAUGAAAGAAGAAGAGCAGAGGCGCGUAGCGACGAAAGAUCGCCACUUCGAGAUGUGGCGAAUUCAUCAGCAUUUUUAGUAAGGCGGAACAACUUAGCGGUGUUCCCGUGGCGUAGUCCUGACCGGAUUAAGGCAGGGCAUUGCAUUUUGAAAGUCUAGCUAGUUCUGUGAAUCACUUGUGUAAGUGUGUUAGAAAUGAAAUCCAAAGUGCAGACAUGGGAAGAACAUGAAUUGUUCAUGCUCUUUCAUGGUAACCAGAAAUUUGUAUUAUAUUAAUUAAUCAUGUUUGAUUGCUCAACAAGCAGUUUAACCAUAGGAUGACAGCAAUCAAACUUCUAGUUGGCUUUUGGUCCAUCCAUUGAAAG
Cuscuta epithymum is the source of this 1984-nucleotide messenger RNA. The record is from the annotation of a GenBank genome assembly. NCBI's taxonomy places the organism in Eukaryota, Viridiplantae, Streptophyta, Magnoliopsida, Solanales, Convolvulaceae.